Molecule: messenger RNA, 504 nt
Organism: Rodentolepis nana
Lineage: Eukaryota; Metazoa; Platyhelminthes; Cestoda; Cyclophyllidea; Hymenolepididae
Source: the annotation of a GenBank genome assembly
AUGUCUGACAAAGAAGAUUUGUGGACACGUGAGUGGUCGGCUGCCACUGUGUCCGCUUUAAGACGUGCCACCGCGAACUUACCGCGCGGUGACCUUGAGUAUUCAUUUGGAGAGGAGCUUUCUAGAACACAACGCCUUGUGGAUGAUGAAAUAAAAGUCAAAAAAUGUGUCCUCCGAAUUGGCAACACUGCACUCAGUGAUCCAGUGCUGUGCUCGCGACAUGGCUCCCGCGACAACUUUGACAUGCCCUUUGCCUUUAUAAUUUUGCGCUCAUACUGGAAUCUGCCCGAAGCUUCUUCAACAAUGAUUUCCACCAUUUUUAUCAAACUAGCAAUGCCUGGUCUUUCAACAACUAAUGAGAAUAUAACACCAACUUCUAAACCCUCAACCAUUUCAACUUCAAUCGUUCACAUCAUCUUGCCAUGCUCUGCAUCGAGUUCCUCCUCUCCAGAUUCGCCAUUCUUCUGUGUUUUGGGCUAUUGUUCAAUUCAGUUUCGAAGUUAA